Messenger RNA from Aethalodelphis obliquidens (Pacific white-sided dolphin), 5329 nucleotides. It is a transcript of the gene CYB5R5, whose product is annotated as cytochrome b5 reductase like. The record is from RefSeq and is a predicted model, not a curated record. The coding region runs from base 1621 to 2670 and encodes 349 amino acids. Gene Ontology annotation, molecular function: oxidoreductase activity. Lineage: Eukaryota; Metazoa; Chordata; Mammalia; Artiodactyla; Delphinidae. The transcript is spliced from 7 exons.
UUUAGUGGGAGAUGCAGACAGAAAGCAAGUAAAGUAAAUAAAUAGCAGUUGCAACACACACACACACACUUCAUAUGCCUUUUCCCCCAGUUAUUUUUCUCUUCAGUAUUUAACACUAACAUAACAUGUUUUCUAUUUUGAUUUUAUUUAAUCACGCUCUCACUGGAAUAUAAGAUCCAUGCGUGCAAGGGAUUUUGUUUCUUCACUGCUGUGAAACCUGCUCCUAGACCAGUGCCUGGUACAUAGUAAAUAUAUGUUUAAUGAAUGAAUACAUAAUGAUGUGAUGAAUAAGCAAAUAGGGUACCUUCUAGAGAAUGAGAAGGGGGUGGUUCAGGGAGGGCUCUGAGGGCAGAUGACGUUGAAGCAAGGCCUGAGGGUGAGGAGUGUCAUCCAGGCAGAGGCAACAACAUGUCAACGCCUGGCUUCUUAGACUGAAAAGGUAGAGGCUGAGAGAAGAUGUGAACCUGGCCUUUAAAAUUCAUGACUGACGUGGCCAGCUUCUCUACUAAUUUCCAAAAUACUAGGGAAAGUGGGAUUAGUAAAACAUGGAGAAAGUAAAUUUAAGGCAAAGAAGGCUAAAUAACCCUCACACUGUACAGCAGUUUACAGUCAAUAGGGCUCCUUCACUUACCUCACUUUAUCUCUGAAAUACCUUUUGGGAGUAAGAAGUCAGCAUAAAGAGGGAAUCAGAUCUCAUUCACUCUUAAUACAAACCUGGUAAAUAACAUGCAAGAAAAAUGGGUUGACCUGAUGUGACACCAAGCUAGGCUGCAAGCUCUGUGAAGGUAGAGCCCCUGUUUUAUUAACCUCUGCUGUAUCCCAGCACCUAGCACUGCGCCUGGCUCCCAGACCUUAUAUGUAAACUGAGUACUCACCACUCACCUGAGCCUUGCAUAUGCCAGGCCUGUGCUUGGUGGUAGAAUACAGAAAGAAUAAGAUAACUGCUUGCCCUCAAGGGGUUCUCAACCUGCUAAACCUUCCUGAAAUCAUAGAACCAGCAGUAGAACCAGGUUUUCUUUUCUCUAAAGAGCAGCCUUUCCUCUAUAAGAGAAAGAUUUAUUGCACACAGAGGAACUACCCUUCUAAAACCAAUGAUAGUAAGUAGUAAGAGAAUUUGGACAAGUUCUGAUCAGAAGAACACUGGGCACCACACAAGGAGAUUGGAUUGUAUCUUGUAGGCAGUGAGGAGCUAUUGAAGCUUGCUAAGCAGGGGACUGUUGUGAUCAGAGCUGGUGGGAGGUGUGCUGAUUGAUGGUGUAGGGGGAGACUGGAAGCACAUCGUUUGGGCCCAUGGGAAGCUCCAGUGUAAAUGGGUGUGGAAAGCAGGAAAAGUGGGAAAGAUCUUAAAGGUUAGGGCUCCUGGGAAGUGAUUGGUAACCAAGAAACAGGACUUCACUGUCUUCUAGUAGGUGUGGUGGUUUGCUCCUCUGCUUUUGCACAGACUUGGCGCACACCUUGAUUCUAGCACUUUAUGCACGAAUGAAGCUACUGCCCUUGGGAAGCUCCAGGGUGCCUAUAAAAUUCCGUGGCAGUUUGGCAAGUUGGGUCCCUGUUCUGUGCCAGCCCAGUGCCAGGCACUGGGAAUUGGAGAUGAAGACACUCUCCUCUGCCCUCUAGAGCAUGAAAUCCAGGGAGAAAGAGCAGCCUGGAGUCUUAAGAGACCAGGCUGGCAAGGGAGGAGGACCUGGGCCUACUCUGGGAAGAGCACCCAGUUGCCCACACCUCCUGCCUGACCAAGGCCCACUGACAAUGGACAAGGGGGAGGAAGACGACGACGAGGAAGCCUGGCUGCAGCUUCGGCCGGUGGAGCCCCUGCCCUCCCAGUGCUGCGGCAGUGGCUGCUCACCCUGCGUGUUUGACCUCUACCAGCGAGACCUAGCAAGUUGGGAGGCAGCCCGAGCCAGCAAGGACAGGAGCCUGCUGAGUGGAGAAGAGACACAGAGCUGUCCCUCCAAGCUGAGCCCAGAGACCUUCCUAGCCUUCUGCAUCAGUGCCACGGACAGACUCACUAAGGACACCUACCUUGUCCGGUUUGCAUUACCUGGGAACAGCCGGCUCAGCUUGCGGCCUGGCCAGCACCUCAUCCUACGAGGGAUAGUAGAUGGCUUAGAAAUUCAGAGAGCCUAUACGCCCAUCAGCCCUGCCAACGCAAAAGGAUACUUUGAAGUUUUAAUCAAGUGCUACCAGACAGGGCUGAUGUCCCAGUAUGUGGAGUCCUGGAAAGCAGGAGACACAGCUUUCUGGCGAGGACCUUUCGGAGGCUUCUUCUAUAAACCAAACCAGUAUGGUGAGCUCCUCAUGCUGGCUGCUGGCACUGGCCUGGCCCCCAUGGUGCCCAUCCUGCAGAGCAUCACAGACAACGCAGAGGAUGAGACCUUCAUCACCCUGGUGGGCUGCUUCAAGACCUUUGAGGGCAUCUACCUGAAAACCUUCCUCCGGGAGCAGGCUCGUUUCUGGAAUGUCCGCACCUUCUUUGUACUCAGCCAGAUGAGGAAACUGACGCUCAGAGGUGAAGGCACCAGCUGGUGUCGUGCUGCCAGACAGGGUGAAGCCAGGAUACGAACCCGAGACUGUCUGCUUCCAGAGCGCCAGCUCUCACCCACCAUGGUUUGCUGCCUGCCAUCCACCCUCUGGCAUCCUCUGUUGUAUGGGCGGGGGGCCUGGUUGUAGAAUCAGUGGGCCAGGCACAGACGUCCUCUGGCUGUGAUAGCUCCUUGAGGCAGGGACCACGUGUCUGGAUCACCCCGCUUUCAGUGCUUUGCACAGCACCAGGCAUGGAGUAGGCACUUACCCGGGCAAUGGCUGGUGGAGUAAACCGGGUCCAGUUCACUGCAUUUGUUAGGGUCUUUUCCACAUCACUUUGUUCCCACCUGCUUUCAAACAAAGCUGCUUUCAAAUCCUCCAAGUUACAACCACUCUAGCUGGAAGCGGCUUUGCCUUCUGAGCCCUCUUCCCUCUGGUUCCCCAUCCCCUCCAUUCAUUCAAGCCGCCCCUCUGGGCCCUCCCCACAGGGCCGCAGCGUGGAGGGCUGUCUUGCCCCUUACCUCAAGCCAGGCCCUCAGCUGUCUUUGUUCACUGGCCUUCGCCUAGUCUGUAGCUUUAUCUCUCUUUCCUGCACGCCCUGGGUUGAGGUUCCCUGCUGGUGCCUCCCCUCCAUUCUCUUGGUCAGGGUCAGCCUCAUUACCCUGUACUUUGGAGCACCCUUGUCAUCAAUUUCCUCUUGAGACAGCUUUAGAGUGUCCCUAAAGACUUACAUGAUCCUCGACAUUGUGGCUGGGUGGGGGAGGGUGUCAGGAAACCAGAGGUCCUGAGGUCCCCGGGGCCAGAGUCCACAGGCCUGUGCACGGGGCAGAAUGCUCUGUGGCGUGAACACCGAGAGGGUCGUGCUUGGUGAACAUUAGCAGCGACAGCAGCGCCCAAGGUCAGGGAUGAAGCAGAGGGCUAAGGUCCAGCCGAGGGGAGAGGGGCGAGGGAAGGGCCACUCCUGCCGGGAGCACGCUCAGCCCUGCCUAAGAGCUGGUCGGGGAAGGUGGCAGGAAGGCAGGCACCUGGCAGAAUUGCCCUGGCGGUUGGCCAGCCUUCCUUUCCCCCACCACGUGCCAGGUGCCAGGGAUUUAAAAACGAAAAUGGGACUUCCCUGGCGGUCCAGUGGUUAAGGUUCUGUGCUUCCACUGCAGGGGACGGGGGUUCAAUACCUGGUCAGGGAACUAAGAUCCCACAUGCCACACAGGGUGGCCAAAAAAAAUUUUUUUAAUAAAUAAAUAAAAAUAAAAAUGAAGAUGACCUCUUACUGCCCUCCAGGUGCUCAUCUAUAUGUGUGGAGACAGCCACGGAGAUGGCUGACAAGGGUUCCCCUUCAUCGAGCACCUUCUCUAUGCCUAGCACUGUUCUAAGCACUUCAUGUGUACUAACUCAUUUAAUCCCCACCACCAUCUUAGGAGGCUUAUACUGCCAUCAUGUCCUUUUAAUAGAUGUGGAAACUGAGACACAGAGAGGUUAAGAAGCUUGCCCAAGGUAACACAGCAAGUUGGUGGCGAGGCCAUGCUCUUAUUGCUUGUCAGUGUAAGACAGCACAGGGAUAGGUGCUGUGGAGGGUGUUCAGGGUGCUGGAGGCAAGCAGAGAGGGCUUCACAGAGGAGAUGGCAUUGGAGCCCGGGCUUGAGGGCAGAGUUAAAGUUCACCAGCAAUAGGGGACCUUCUACCCUGGGCCGGGGCUUUGAUGAGGCCAGUGCCCUGGGGUUGGGCAGGCGAGUGGGCUGGCUGUCAAUAGCUGGGGAAGGUGAGGGAUGGUGGAGUGAGAGGUGCCUCCUGCCUGUCCAUGCUUCCUCCACUCCGGGUGCUGCCUGGGCCAUAGCGACAGCAUCAUCAAGGAUCUCCCUGCUCCAGCCACUCCUUGACGAUUUGUCCUUCAUCCUGCAGCCGGAAGGGCAGCUCUGACCACAUCACUGCCCUGCUUCCUGUCCUUCCCUAGCUCCCCACUGCUCUCAAGGCUAUGUGCCAGCCCUCCAUGGCCUCGCCUUCCGGCCCACUCCGGCUGCAUGCUGCGUUCUGGUGUCACCGGUCUGCCUGUGGUCGCAAGUGCUCUGUGCUUUUCUGGCUCCUGGGUCUUUGCUCGUAUGGUUCCCCCUGCCAGGCACACUUUUUCCCACUUCUUCACCUAACGCCCACUCAUCCCUCGCAUCUCUCUGCUAAGGUGUAAUUCCAUCCUGGGAACUUUCCCUGAGCCUCCAGGCUGGUGUAGAUGUUUCUGCUGUCACGGCCCAGGCUCUGCUUCCUAGCACCCACCCCACUGCAUCACCAUUGUUUAUGGGUCCCCUCCCCACUUGAGCAGCAACCAGACCCCAUGCAUCUCUGGGUGCACAGUCAAGGUCGGGUGCACAGUCAAGGUCAGCUGCACUGAACCUAACUGGCCUAGGGGGAUCGGGCAUUGGGAAGGAGGGGCAAGGCCAACGGGCCCUACUCGUUCCUGCCCUCGAGGGCCCAUUGGGCAGGUCAGAGCACGAAGGGCAUGCAAGAAGAUGCAGAUCAUCAGAGAGUGUCCCCUGUCAGCAGCACAGCACUGUCCUCAGAGGCCCGCGGGGUCUGAUGAGCUCUGUGAGUGCGCCUGAGAUUCGAGGCCUGCAUUCAUGGAGGCUCUCUCAGCGCUUCCCCGUCCGCUGCGCUCAUCUCAGUAGCUCAGAGAGGUCAUGGCUCCUCACCAGAAAAUGGUGGCAAAGCUUGGAUUCCAACCCCAACCCCUCUCUCUCCAUCCUGUCUCGCUGCUUGGCCCCGGGAACCAGAAGUUCAUCUCGAUAGGGUCUGCAGAGGUGAUGGUCCUGUUCUGUUGCGG